This is a messenger RNA of Trametes versicolor FP-101664 SS1, 855 nucleotides long. RefSeq lists its product as uncharacterized. The transcript is spliced from 3 exons. The record is from RefSeq and is a predicted model, not a curated record. The coding region runs from base 1 to 855 and encodes 284 amino acids. Lineage: Eukaryota; Fungi; Basidiomycota; Agaricomycetes; Polyporales; Polyporaceae.
AUGCCGUCCUCCUCUUGCCCCCAGUGCCCGCCUAAGGGCUCCCGCAACCCAUCUAGGGCUGUGCCGAACAAGAUAACCCAAGACUGCGGCUACUACGAUCGCGGCUACAUUUGCUGCGUGCACGAGAGUCUAGACACGGUCAUUCAGCAUAUCCUGAAGGACAGCGACGGCAUCAGGGACAACCCCUUCCUCCGCAAACAGAUCGUCGACCAACUCAAGUGUUGCACGGAUACCAACCCCACGCGCCGGAUGGGAAAGCGGCGGCCGUGCGUUCUCUUGUCGAUCGUGCACCCCGACCAGAACACCGGGGGCCCCAACGGGCCGCAAAUCUGCGUCAUGGGCACUUUCGGCGGCAAGCUCCCGAAGGGCAGGGUGUACCUCCAUUUCUGCAUCCCCGUGUUCCCGAACUGCGGAUUGGAGGACGCUUCGAACGGAAAGCGUAGCCACAUGCACGCAUGCCCGCGGGACUGGAAGCAUUGCAAGCAGUGGGUCGUCGCGUUCGCGUACCGCAGCACGAGUGCCAUCCUCGGCACUUGGCGGGCUUCAUGGCCGCGCGCCCGUACCGCCACGACUCCUCAGGUUUGGCUCGACAAGCAAAACCAGGCAUGGCUGAUAGACCAGUGCGUGGAGAGGCUCGACUCGUGGUCCGCCUUGUGUAAAGCCAACCCCGGAUUUGCGCGAGGCUGCGUGUUCGAGCACCAGCCAGUGGCACAGCCGACCGGGAAGCGUGAAGCCUUAAACUACUGCCAUCAGAAGGGAAGCCAAGGGCCAUGCGAGCCGACGUGGUCUCUGCGCGAGAAGAUGUCUUCAAUGAACAUGUCGCAUGGGCCAACGACAACUAGCACAGCGCACUAG